This is a messenger RNA of Purpureocillium lilacinum, 639 nucleotides long. RefSeq lists its product as uncharacterized. Gene Ontology annotation, biological process: late endosome to vacuole transport via multivesicular body sorting pathway; vesicle budding from membrane. NCBI's taxonomy places the organism in Eukaryota, Fungi, Ascomycota, Sordariomycetes, Hypocreales, Ophiocordycipitaceae. Gene Ontology annotation, cellular component: multivesicular body. The record is from RefSeq and is a predicted model, not a curated record.
AUGAACCGUCUAUUCGGCGCCAAGCCCGCGGGCCCCAAGCCGACCCUCGGCGGUGCCAUCACCAACAUCGACACGCGUAUCGCCUCCAUCGACACCAAACUCAAGGCGCUCAACGGCGAGCUCUCGGCCUACCAGGAGAAGCUAUCCAAGAUGCGCGAGGGCCCUGGCAAGUCGGCCAUCAAGCAAAAGGCCCUCAAGGUGCUGCAGCGGCGCAAGGCCUACGAGGCGGAGAAGGACAAGCUCGAGUCGCAGGUUUGGAACAUGGAGCAGGCGCAGAGCAUGCAGGACAACCUCAAGAACGUCAUGACCCAGGUCGACGCCAUGAAGACGACCAACAAGGAACUUCGCAAGCAGUACGGCAAGAUCGACAUCGACAAGAUCGAGCGCCUGCAGGACGAGAUGGCGGACCUGAUGGACGUUGGCAACGACAUACAGGAGAGCCUGGCCCGCAGCUACGACAUCCCCGACGAGGUCGACGAGACGGAGCUCGAUGCCGAGCUCGAGGCCCUGGGCUUGGAGCAGGAGCUUGAGCAGGAGAUGGGUGGCGCCGUCCCAGGCUUCUUGCAGGACGAGGUCGUUCCCGAGUUUGUCGACGAGCCUCCGCAGAUGGAGGACAAGGUCAAGCAAGCAGCCGGAUAG